AUGACGAACCGCCGGCCUUCACUCCUUCAGGCCCGUAGCGGUCCGCACGCUCACGCUCAUUCCGCAUUCAAACUUGGACACACACACGGCCACGGCCAGCAUCUGCAUCAUCAGUAUCCUCACGACGCCGUCGCCGGCCCUCGACCCGACGACGUCAAGCCCGACAAGGCCCAAGGACCAGAUCUCCAAAAUCGAGCUGUUAUACCUGUCCCGGACCAAAAGCCCAGUGAUGCGACAACCCCCAGCGCAACCUCUCUCGUUACCAGGGUCAUCCAGACCGUUUCGCUCGUUCAAGUAGUGGAUACCUCCGGAUCACCAAUCGAAACACUGACUCGCUUUGCUCCUCCCAACACCAUCAUUGUUGAUAAGAACACGGGCCAGACUAUCUCUGCUUCUAAUCCGGACCACACGACAGCUCCAGCUGCGCCGGGUUCCGGCCCGGGGCCUAGCGGAGGAACCAGCUCUUCAACAUCCAGCACCGACUCGCAAACAAGGCCUACUUCUAUUGCCUCCGACUCAGCAUCCGUCCCGCAAAUAAAGGCAACUUCUAUUGCCCCCAUCUCAGCAUCUUCUCCGGUAUCACUUUCGCCGCCCGCUCAUUCCUCACCUCCAACGGUGCCCGCGGCUCCUUCUUUGGGCAUUGGCCACAAUGGAACAAGCAUUCACCAUUCCAUUCAUCAUAAUGCGACCAAUUCUUUAUUCCAUGCUGAAUCAGUAAAUGUCACUUCUUCGUCAACCAAGUUCUCAUCGACAUCAACACGCCACCACACUUCAUCGACGACCUCGGAGAUUUCCUCUUCUCAGUUUACAUCGUUUUCAGAUACCGUCAUUUCAGCUGCUACUUCCUUUCAGCCUGCGCCUACUGAUGGCGCAUUUGGAGGCGUGUAUGGAGGAGAUAGCGCACCAACAGCAGGAAGCGGCGCAGCGCCCACGCCGUCGACAUCUUCCAACUCAACCGAGGGUGCGCUCUCUCCCCAGCAGAAGCAAGUCAUUGGAGGUGUGGUUGGAGGCCUGGCCGGCGCUGCUUUCUUUCUCGUUUUGGUACUGCUGGCUCUGAGAUACAAGCGACGUCAGCUUAAUGCAUCUCAACCUACCGGCCAACCUACUUCGGAGUCCCGCGGACUUCCCCCGACCAUCAUCACCCCUGAUGGAGCUCCCAGCGGAGGGGACGGGGGUGAUAGCGGAGGUGCAAUGACGGAGAGAUACGGCGCUGCGGCACUAACCGCGGCGUUUGCCGGUUUAACCCCCAAAAGGAGUUCUGCUUCUGUAAACUCUUCAGAAACCGGAGAAAGAGGUUUCUACCGUGUGUCUGGCAGAAAGCUGCCAUCAGUUCUGCAGGUGGGCGGCGAUGGGUACUCGGACCCUCGUGCGAGUUUCAUGAGCAGCACUUCAGACUGGAACCGUGGCUCACAGGCCUUUGAUCCCUUCGGAGGACCAGGAGCCCGGUUACAGCUGGGAGUUCCCAUGCGACCAACCAGCGGCGUACCCAUUGUUCGAUCCGGCCCAGCCCGGGCUGUGGUUGCAGAGUCAAACCCGUUUGCAGACCCUCCAAGAACCCCCCCUGCCGACGACUCCGUGCCCCCUAUGAUGCGGCAACGCGAGAGUCCCGGGAGAGGAUCCAGAUUCCAAGAAGGCCUUUGAUUGAUACCAAUUCGUUACAUACGUUUCCAUACCCAUAUUGUUUCCUGUACAUUUUCCUCCUCUUUUAUCUAUUACCUCUGAAGAAGAUAUUUUCCUUUUGUUGUCGCCGCUGCGCUCACCGGGCUGCUCCCCUCUCAAGGAGCUUUGAAUUUUGCGUUCUAUUCCCUUUUUAUUCUUUUUUCUUUCCUUUUGUUCUUCUUUUCCUUUACAGUGGCGUUGGUGUGGUCAAAGUGGGAUUUUUUGGACAGUAAUCUGAGGAAAAGGAAGGGAAGGAUAUAGAGGAAAAGUAAGGGAGAGAUUUUCUUUCAUAUGGGAGGGCCAUUUCUUUGUUCUUUGUCGAUCUUUUCUUAUUUCUUUUCCCUUUCUUGUCCAUCUCUAACGAUAAUCCAUUUGCAUCAGUGGAGGUUUGAAGGGAGCGAUUCUUGUAUGCAGGGUGCGCUUUAUACACCUUGCGAUUAUGUUAUGUAUAGUUUAAGUACCUAGGACGAUGCAAGUUGUCAGAAAAUAAGGCAAAUACCCAU
Messenger RNA from Trichoderma virens Gv29-8, 2162 nucleotides. RefSeq lists its product as uncharacterized. The record is from RefSeq and is a predicted model, not a curated record. The coding region runs from base 1 to 1641 and encodes 546 amino acids. Lineage: Eukaryota; Fungi; Ascomycota; Sordariomycetes; Hypocreales; Hypocreaceae. The transcript is spliced from 2 exons.